Messenger RNA from Macadamia integrifolia, 1224 nucleotides. Its product is annotated as phytanoyl-CoA dioxygenase. The record is from RefSeq and is a predicted model, not a curated record. Gene Ontology annotation, molecular function: phytanoyl-CoA dioxygenase activity. Lineage: Eukaryota; Viridiplantae; Streptophyta; Magnoliopsida; Proteales; Proteaceae. The coding region runs from base 100 to 948 and encodes 282 amino acids. The transcript is spliced from 9 exons.
CGCUGACUUUUUAUUACAUCCAAUUGCAAAAAAUCGAAUUCCCCUUUCCAGGUUUUCGAACUCCAAACUCUCCAACGAAUUUGUCACUGCUAAAGAGAUAUGGGGAUCGUCGGAAACCUCAAUCCAGAGCAGCUUCAAGCCUUCCAUUCUCAAGGAUUUCUGGUUAUUGAUUCGUUUUCGAGUCCUGAAGAAAUCGAUGGCAUGAGGAAGCAGAUGGACCAGUUGCUUGAUGAGUUUAACAGUUCCACCGUCUCUAUUUUCUCUACCAAAAAUCAGAAAAAGUUGACUGAUGAUUACUUUUACGAGAGCGCAGAGAAGAUUUCCUUCUUCUUCGAGGAGAAAGCAUUUGAUGAUAAUGGAAACUUGAAGCAGCCCAAGCAGCUCUCUAUUAACAAAGUUGGCCAUGCUUUACAUGAGUUUGAUCCAGUAUUUUCCAAGCUCUCUCGCUCAGAGAAAAUCUCAAGUUUGUUUUCAUCAUUGGGUUACAAGAGGCCAGUGAUCAUGCAAUCUAUGUACAUAUUUAAGCAACCGGGUAUUGGGGGAGAAGUAGUGCCACACCAGGAUAACUCAUUUAUUUAUACAGAUCCUCCUUCUUGCACUGGAUUGUGGUUAGCUCUGGAGGAUGCAACCAUUGUUAAUGGUUGCCUUUGGGCCAUUCCAGGAUCUCACAAGAAUGGCCUGGUGAGAAGGUUUUAUAGAAAUGAGGAGGGUGUUCACUUUGAUCGCCCAUCUCCAGACUAUGAUCAGAAACAAUUUGUGCCUCUUGAAGUGAAAGCUGGAUCAUUGGUGGUCAUCCAUGGUGACCUUAUACAUCAGAGUUUUGAGAAUCAAUCCCCAAAAUCGAGACAUGCCUUGAGCCUGCAUAUUGUUGAUACUGAAGGCUGCAAAUGGGCACCUGACAACUGGAUCAGAAGAAAAGUGGAACCAGAGCCCCUUUAUAAUUCUUGAUUGGAGCACGUUGGCGGUCUCUUGAGUGGUUUAUAUAUUCAAAUUGAUGGUACCUAGAGGCGGAAAAAUCAGAUUGAAGUUUCCUUUUCAGGAUCAUUGUGCUACACUUUAUUAUGCAGUUCAAUUGCCUAAUUAUUACAUGGAUGUUCUCUUUCAAGAGGUGUGGAUCUUCUUCAUGCAUCUGAAAAUGGAUUUUAUGAACUUAUUAUAGCAUUGUAUAGUAAAUCCUGGUCAUGUAAUUAUAUUUCUCUUCUUUAUUAAGUCUUUUUAAUGGAA